AUGGGUUCGCUGAUUUCGGGAUUCAUCGCCGAGGCGGUCCUGCAACGGUUAGAGUCGCUGGUCUUCCAACACCACAGACCGAAAUUCUGGGCCCGGUAUGUGGAUGAUACCUUCGUCGUCAUCGAAGGGGAUCAGGUGUUGACAUUCCAAGAACAUCUCAACGCCGUCUUCCCGGACAUUCCAUUUACGAUGGAGGAGGAAGAGAACAACCAGCUGGCCUUCCUGGAUGUCCUCGUAUGCCGCAAGGAUUGUGGUGGACUAAAGACCAAAGUGUUCAGGAAAGCGACAAAUACGAUGCAAGUACUGAACUUCAACAGUAACCACCCAAUCAGCCACAAACGCAGUUGUGUAAGGACGCUCUAUCGACGUGUCGAAACGCACUGCAGUGAGCCGGAAGACAAAAUUGCUGAACUACAAUACCUCCGACGGGUCUUCAAAGCCAAUGGCUACCCGCGCAACUUCGUCGACCAGUGCAUAGGCAAAAGGGACGAAAGGCCUAACCGCACGGACACCAAGUCUUGGCGGGCACUUCCGUAUGUCAAGAACGUUUCGGAAGCUGUCGGCCGCCUUCUCGCACCACUUGGGGUUGGAGUGGCACACAGACCGGAGGCAACCAUCAGACGUCUGAUCAUGAAACCGAAAGACCCACUGCCACGGCUAGAAACGUCUGGAGUCGUUUAUCGGAUCUGGUGCAGUUGCGGACAAAGCAACUACGUCGGAGAAACCGGAAGACAGCUCCGAACGAGAAUGGCCGAACACGCGGCAGCAGUGCGCAGAAAUGACGCCAGCUCUCAAGUUGCAGCUCAUUCGCCGAGAUCCGGCCACACAUUUAAAUUCGAUGAGGCCGAAAUUCUCGCAAGAGGUGACAACCGAGUGAGCCGGGAGCUACUGGAAUUAUGGUUUACUGGCCCCCAGUUCAUCAACAAGUGCAACGAUCUUCGCAUUCAAUACAGCGUGCUGAGACUUUGUCUAGGCGAAGUAAUUGGCCACGCGGGGAGCGCACUGGUGAACACUCUUCCCAACACCCGGGUCAACGCGUCAGAUGGUCGAGCAAUCAUCAAGCCAAUAUCCAACGCACGUGAUGAAAUUGCAGCAAUAAUCGACGCGAAUGUCGGCCAUCAAGCAAUGAUCACACCAAGUGUGACAAUCCCGGAUGAAGGGGGAAGCCGUGAACGUUCAUAG
Messenger RNA from Spirometra erinaceieuropaei, 1182 nucleotides. The record is from the annotation of a GenBank genome assembly. NCBI's taxonomy places the organism in Eukaryota, Metazoa, Platyhelminthes, Cestoda, Diphyllobothriidea, Diphyllobothriidae.